Molecule: messenger RNA, 1356 nt
Organism: Fomitopsis serialis
Lineage: Eukaryota; Fungi; Basidiomycota; Agaricomycetes; Polyporales; Fomitopsidaceae
Exons: 3
Coding region: 418-1035 (205 amino acids)
Source: RefSeq, a predicted model, not a curated record
AGGUCGUGAAUCGUAUUGCGAAGCUCACUGAUCGAUUUGUUGCACUCACCAAUCUCAGCUUCGAGCUGGUGCGCCUCCACGCACGUCUCGUUGUGCUUCUCAAAGUACCACUGUGGUACCUCGCAUUCGCAAAAGCGACAGAGGAUCGCGCGGCGUUGAUCGGCCACGCGAACAGGAAGAGUGUAGCAGGCUCGUACACCUGUUGAUGUCCAAAGCCUACCUGUGGCGCCUCAGCAGAGCUGGCUCAUCACCAACCUCGCCGGACUCGAGGAGGCUGUUCCAGGCAGUCCGACUGACCAAUGGGCCUGGCGACCCACAUUGUAUGCGUCGGUGUACCCUCCUCACGUUCCGUCAUGAGCAUCUCCGACCACCUGCUGGUACAGGUUAUUGUACGACGACUGACCGGGUUCAGUGUCAAUGACUUCCAGUCUGAAUUGCACCUCCACGAUGCGUGAAUCGUCGUCGAGUAGCCGCCAAGUCACAUCGCGGAAGGCAUGCCAGCUAGCCGGAGCAAGCAACCGCGAUAUCCAUGUUCCUAUGAGGUCCUCCUGGUCCGUUCCGAUAACGUCCCACCACUCGACCACUCGAGGCAGACUCGCAAUAGCGAGCAGUACCUGGGCAUACCAGUGGUGUCCGCGCCAAUCUGGGUGCUCGUCCCGCGCCUUACCGAUGUUCUCUUGGUAUUCCCGUGGGAGGGGAGACCGGGAGGGAGACGUGGAAUGCGAACUUGCACUGGAGCGAGGCGUGUGGACGGGAAUAUGCAUCGUGCAGGAUAAUCGUCGGUUCGCUAGGGUUUGCGCACUCCAAUCCCGCGCACUCUCGCUUGCGCGGACUGACCACCUCGGGUGGAGGCGUCGGACUGGUGAUGGAACCCAGCGCAGGACUGGAGGCGCCAGUACUUGGACGCGACAUCGGUCACGGACCGACCCCGGGGAAGAGUCGAAUGGCGCCGCAGAGAGGCAGGGUUGUGGAAGACGCGGACGGUUGUCGGCUGUGAUGAUCGCCUUCUGGUAUGCCUGCUGGGGCCGGCACUAGGAGCGGAGGCGGCGAGGCGGAGAAGUCCUCCAAAGACAUACCUGUGGUGGACGAGCCUUCGUGCUCGUUUCCUUUGCUUGACCUGUGCCCUUCCCUCUCCUCUCCUCUCCUCUCUCCUCCUUCGCCUCCCUUUGCGCUCCCGGCUCCGCGUUCUCGUGGUUCUGUGGAUUGGCACUGGACUUCACGCGCCUCGUGCGAGCUUGGGGACCAGGCGAGGAAGGAGGAGCGGUCUUGUCCACGCGCAGGGUCGCCGCAUGCCCCUAGUGCAGUCGGGCGGUCGGUGUGGCUGCCCGAAUCGCGGUCAGACGAGGUCAGGACGAG